AUGGGCCCCGCCGCCCGCCCCGCGCUGAGGCCGGCCCCCCCGCCCGCGCAGCCGUCGCCGCUGCUGCUGCUGCUGCCGCUGCUGCCGCUCUGGCUGGGCCUGGCGGGGCCCGGGGCCGCGGCGGACGGCAGCGAACCCGCGGGCGGGGGCGCGCGGGGAGGGGCCCGCGCCGUGCGGGUGAGCGUGAGGUUGCCGCGGCAGGACGCGCUGCUCCUGGAGGGAGUCAGGAUCGGCCCCGAGGCCGACCCGGCGCCCCAGCUGGGCGGCCGCCUGCUGCUGGUGGACAUCGUGGAUGCCGAGCAAGAGGUGCCCAUAGAAGGCUGGAUUGCAGUGGCUUACGUGGGCAAGGAGCAGGCGGCCCAGUUCCACCAGGAGAGUCAGGGCGGCGGCCUGCAGGCCUAUCCCAAGGCCCUGAUCCAGCAGAUGCGGAGGGCGCUCUUCCUUGGAGCCUCUGCCCUGCUCCUCCUCAUCUUGAACCAUAAUGUGGUCCGAGAGCUAGACAUAUCCCAGCUUCUGCUCCGGCCGGUGAUCGUCCUCCAUUAUUCUUCCAAUGUCACCAAGCUGUUGGAGGCACUGCUGCAGAGGACCCAGGCCACAGCUGAGAUCACCAGUGGAGAGUCCCUGUCGGCCAACAUUGAGUGGAAGCUGACCCUGUGGACCACCUGUGGCCUCUCCAAGGAUGGCUAUGGAGGAUGGCAGGACUUGGUGUGCCUGGGAGGCAGUCGUGCCCAGGAGCAGAAGCCCCUGCAGCAGCUGUGGAACGCCAUCCUGCUAGUGGCCAUGCUCCUGUGCACAGGCCUCGUGGUCCAGGCCCAGCGGCAGGCAUCAAGGCAGAGCCAGCAAGAGCCCGGAAGCCAGGUGGACCUGCUCAAGCGCCGCGUGGUGCAGAGACUGGCAUCCCUGAAGACCCGGCGCUGCCGUCUGGGUAGGGCCGCGCAAGGUCCCCCAGAGCCUGGGGCUGAGACCUGCGCUGUGUGUCUGGACUAUUUCUGCCACAAGCAGUGGCUCCGGGUGCUGCCCUGUAAGCAUGAAUUUCACCGAGACUGUGUGGACCCCUGGCUCAUUCUCCAGCAGACCUGCCCGCUGUGCAAAUUCAAUGUCCUAGGGAACCGAUAUUCAGAUGAUUAGCCUCCCCGACUGGGUCUCUGCAUGUGGGGAUGGGACCCCUCCCGUCUGCACCCUGGCCCUCGGCCUGGGCGCCUGAAACAGGACAGCAGAAUGGAAAGAACAGGAUGGGAGGAUGAAGAAGGGCCCGCCCCUGUUGAGGGGCGAGAUGCCCUACCCCAUCCACACUGGGAAGGAGGAGCCACUGCCUCCAGGCCGGGAUGCUGGGCCCAGACCUGCCAGUCACAGAGGAGAAGUCACCUUGGGACCCCUGUGCAGUCCUGGGGUGUCUGUGUCUGCUGUCCUUGCAGGCAGCUCCCAGAACCCUGAGCAAGGACCUGGGAAAAGAGGGUGUGGGGCAGUGCAGUUGUUCCCAGGGCUCUAGGCGCUGUGGCCUGCCUGUCCGGGCACCCCUGGGGCUGAGGAUGUAGUGGUUGGGUUUUGUGAUUAUUUAUUGGGUGGGGAGGGGUUGGGGGAGGAGCUGCCUGGUCAUGGGGGCACCUUGACCUGGCCAUUUUUCAGGACAUACCUUGGUCAAGACUAUGGCCCUCCACAGUCUGCUGCCCUCGGACCUUGGGCACUGGGAGCCAUAGCUCCCAUUGCCUGUCCUGCCGGGCCGGGCCCAGAGCCUUAGAAACCACCGGUCCUGUGCUUCUCGGUGGGGCUGCAGGUUGCUGACCAGGAUACUUGAAGCCACAAGUCAUUGUGGUGCAUCUUCCAGGGGCAUCAUUUUUUAGAACACUUGGGAUGGGGAGGUUUAAUAUGAAAUAAACAUGGAUAUAUUUUACAUAAGACACCGUAACAUUCGUGUAGAUGUGUUAAGAUGAACACGUUGGCUUGGGCUCUACUGCUGGUGGGAGGUGGAUUCUAAAAUGCCCCCCGAGAUCUCCCUCAGCCCCCGUGAAUGUGCCUUCUGUAAUCUUGCGACUGUGACUCCAGUGGCUUUUACACGAUUAGGUGAUGUUACACGACAUGCACAGUUGCCCCCGGGGUGGGGGAGGCUCACAGGUGGGCCUGCCCUAAUCAGGUGAGCCGGGUGCAGGCAGGGUUUUCUCUGAUGAGUGGUAGAAGAGGCAAUCUGAAGAAAUUUGAAGGGAAUUAUAAAUCUCUCAGACUUGGAGGUGGGGAGGCCAUGUGCUAGUCAGCAGGAAAUAGACAUCAGUGUACUACUCCAGGAAUCGGAAUUCCGCCAACAAUAAGUGAGCUUACAAGUGACGUCUCCAGAGAUGUCAAAAGGGACUGCAACCUGGCAGACACUUUGAUUUCAGCCUUCUAAGACCCUGAGUGAGAAUCUAGUCAUAGGCAUGGACGUCUGACCUGCACAACUAUGAGCUAAUGAAUGCAGAGAGGAGCUGA
This is a messenger RNA of Talpa occidentalis (Iberian mole), 2460 nucleotides long. It is a transcript of the gene RNF215, whose product is annotated as ring finger protein 215. Gene Ontology annotation, biological process: ubiquitin-dependent protein catabolic process; Wnt receptor catabolic process; negative regulation of canonical Wnt signaling pathway. The transcript is spliced from 9 exons. NCBI's taxonomy places the organism in Eukaryota, Metazoa, Chordata, Mammalia, Eulipotyphla, Talpidae. Gene Ontology annotation, molecular function: ubiquitin protein ligase activity; frizzled binding. The coding region runs from base 1 to 1128 and encodes 375 amino acids. The record is from RefSeq and is a predicted model, not a curated record.